Messenger RNA from Girardinichthys multiradiatus, 2284 nucleotides. It is a transcript of the gene suox, whose product is annotated as sulfite oxidase. Gene Ontology annotation, molecular function: oxidoreductase activity; molybdenum ion binding; heme binding. Lineage: Eukaryota; Metazoa; Chordata; Actinopteri; Cyprinodontiformes; Goodeidae. Bases 381 to 2093 code for a protein of 570 amino acids. The transcript is spliced from 5 exons. Gene Ontology annotation, cellular component: mitochondrion. The record is from RefSeq and is a predicted model, not a curated record.
CCGAUGCGUCAAUACGUGACGCAGAGGGAGCCUGACCAAUCGUCCAAAUGUGACGAGUUGGGAGUGAGAACGUGUUUGGAUCAAGGCGAACCGGUUCAACAUCAGCUGUGCCAAUAGAAACAAUUGCUAUCCAAUCCUUCCUGCAGCGCGUUAGAUCUGAUCUGAGUUCAGUUGUACCAACUGGUGCUCUGAACCCACGUCUGUUGCUACGUAGCCACUGAUCUGAGAUCAGCUGUACCGGUCUCGAGUGGGCCUCGUGUUUCCCUCAGUGUUGAUGAAACGCUCAGUGUCUGGGUGAGGUGGUCACUUCGGUGGAGCGUCGUGGAAAACAUCUGUGAACAAGCAGACGACAGGCUGAUUACGGAACAGACAUCAGUGCAAUGCUUCUUCUCAGACGCUGUCACAGCCUGACUCGACUUGGCCCUGUCGGCACUCAGAGGUAUCGGGCGGCUCCUUCUUUGGCAUCUCGUGCAGUUCGUCUCUAUAGCAACAGGAGGGAUGACCAGAGAUCAUACCAGCAUGCCAACAACGGUGCCAGCUGGAAACAUAUUGUUGCCGGGCUGCUGACUGGUACAGGGGUUGUGCUGACCUAUGGUCUACACCACCAAGAGGUUGAGCGAGCAGAUGCUGGCUUGUCCACCACAGCGGAGAGCUCCUGUCUUCCUGUCUUCAGCCACAAUGAAGUCACAAAGCACCACUCUCUGGAGGACGGCGUGUGGGUCACUUUCAAAGGAGGUGUCUAUGACAUCACAGAGUUUGUGGCGAUGCACCCUGGUGGAAAUAAAAUCUUGCUAGCAGCAGGUGGUGCCCUUGAACCUUUUUGGGCCCUCUAUGCUGUUCAUGACCAGGACCAUGUGUUGGAAAUCCUCUCACAAUAUAAGGUUGGCGAGCUGAGAACAGAGGACCUGAAGAAGCGGGAUGAUGCUAAAUCGUUGGACCCCUACUCCUCUGACCCUGAGCGCCACCCUGUGCUUCAGGUCAAAUGCAAAAAGCCCUUCAAUGCCGAGCCUCCUCCUGAGAUCCUGGCAGACAGCUAUAUCACUCCCCGUGUGUUGUUCUUCAAAAGAAACCACCUGCCCGUUCCUCAGGUGGACCCAGCUUCAUAUCGGCUCAACGUGGAGGGAUUGCCAGGAGGAGCGCUGUCUCUGUCUUUAGAGGACUUAAAGACCCGAUUCCCCAAACACACCAUUACCGCUACACUGCAGUGUGCAGGAAACCGUCGCAGUGAUAUGAAUAAGGUAAAGCAGGUAAAUGGACUAAACUGGGGCAUAUCUGCUAUUGGGAAUGCUAAAUGGAGUGGUGUGAGGCUCAGAGAUGUGCUCCUGGCUGCUGGUUUUGGGCCAGAAGUGGCCAAAUGGGCUCGCCAUGUUCACUUUGAAGGACUGGAUAAAGAUGUGACAGGGACAGCAUAUGGUACCUCAAUUCCUAUCAACAAGGCCAUCAGUGAAGAAGGAGAUGUGCUUCUGGCUUAUGAAAUGAACGGCGAGGAUAUUCCUUCUGAUCAUGGCUUCCCAGUGCGGGUUGUGGUACCGGGCGUGGUGGGAGCUCGCAGCGUGAAGUGGCUGGGGCGCAUUGUCAUCAGCACAGAGGAGAGCAGCAGCCACUGGCAGCAGCAUGACUACAAAGGUUUCUCCCCUGGGACCGACUGGAAGACGGUCGACCCUAAAUCUGCCCCGGCCAUCCAGGAGCUUCCCGUUCAGUCCGCCAUCACUGUCCCAGCGGACGGAGCUGUGAUUGACCGCAGCGACGAAACGCUGACCGUGAAGGGCUACGCAUGGAGUGGCGGCGGCAGAGAGGUGGUGCGUGUGGACGUGUCGCUGGAUGGAGGGAAGACGUGGCAGGUGGCCCAGCUGAGGAGCGGUGACGAAGGACAACCCACUGAGCCUUCACCUCCUCCGGGUCAAGCCUGGGCCUGGAAGCUGUGGGAACUAACUGCUCCUCUUCCUCCUGAGGCCAAGGAGCUAGAGAUUAUCUGCAAGGCAGUGGAUAACAGUUACAACGUUCAACCGGACACAGUCCUUCCCAUCUGGAAUUUGAGAGGCCUGUUAAACAAUGCCUGGCACCGAGUGAAGGUCAAGGUCACCGAGGAUUAAAGGGAGGCACAGGUUCAGUGGUUUAUGCCAAAAACUGAGUCAUCAUGGUGGCAACUGUGUUUUAUAUCUGACUCAGUCAUAAAUAGCAACAGGAAUCUGUAUUUAUGUGAUCAUGUUGCUUGGGAGAUUUGAAAGAUUUACUGAGAUACAAGAUGAAAGUUGUAUAAAUAAACCGAAACAUCUUAGUUGUA